Molecule: messenger RNA, 2744 nt
Organism: Rhododendron vialii
Lineage: Eukaryota; Viridiplantae; Streptophyta; Magnoliopsida; Ericales; Ericaceae
Product: pentatricopeptide repeat-containing protein At2g41720
Exons: 9
Coding region: 1-2484 (827 amino acids)
Molecular function (GO): protein binding
Source: RefSeq, a predicted model, not a curated record
AUGGCCACCUUCCACCAUCCGCAUUUCUUCAGCUCAAACGACUUACUCAAACCCCCAAACACCGCUAAACCUAACAACACUCCCAGCAGAAGAACACUCCCAGUAAAAUCGAAGAACGCGAAAAAGAAGGAAGAGGGGGCAUGGAAGGAGAAGAAGAAGGUAUUCGUAGACUACGACGAAGGUAGCCACAACGUCAGCGUUCAAUUGAGUGGCAUACGGAAAGCAGAUUUGCCGCAGCACAAACGAGUGCGAGUCGCGGGGGAAAGAUUCCAGAAGGACUGGUCUAUCAGUGAAGUGGUUCAGAGGGUUUUGGGGACCAAGCAUUGGGAGGAUAUUGAGGGGCUGCUCAAUCGGUGGGUCGGACGGUUCGCUAGGAAGAAUUUUCCUGUUCUUAUUAGGGAAAUAACUCAAACAGGUUCUAUUGAACAUAGCAUUCAUGUUUUUCGGUGGAUGAAGAAUCAGAAGAACUAUUGUGCUCGAAAUGAUAUUUACAACAUGAUGAUCAGGUUACAUGCUAGGCAUAAUCAAACAGACCAAGCACGUGGUUUGUUUUUUGAGAUGCAAGAGUGGAGGUGUAAGCCCGAUGCAGAAACUUUCAAUGCCCUCAUCAAUGUGCAUGGUCGGGCUGGACAAUGGCGUUGGGCAAUGAAUAUCAAGGAUGACAUGCUUCGUGCAGCUAUUCCUCCUAGUCGGUCCACAUAUAACAACUUGAUAAAUGCGUGUGGAUCAAGUGGAAAUUGGAGACAAGCUCUACAAGUUUGUCAAAUGAUGACCGAGAAUGGAGUUGGGCCUGAUCUGGUAACUCACAAUAUUGUUCUAUCGGCUUUCAAAAGUGGAGCCCAGUAUUUGAAAGCUGUCUCCUAUUUCCAACUUAUGAUAGGGACUGAAAUCCGUCCUGACACGACUACCCAUAAUAUCGUGAUACAUUGCCUUAUAAAGCUUCAACAAUAUGCGCAAGCUAUUGAAAUGUUCAAUUCAAUGAGGGAAAAAAGAUCAGAGUGUAAACCUGAUAUUGUAUCAUUCACUAGCCUCAUUCAUUUGUACUCUGUUAGUGGGCAGAUAGAUCAUUGCAAGGCUGUUUUCAACACCAUGCUUGGAGAAGGCCUAAAACCCAAUAUUGUUACGUAUAAUUCUUUAAUAGGUGCCUACGCUUCACACGGUAUGAGUGAAGAGGCCCAAUCAAUUUUUAGUGAGAUGAAGAAAAAUGGUUUUCGCCCAGAUGUUGUCUCUUACACGUCUUUGCUCAAUGCUUACGGAAGAUCCGAGCAACCUAAAAAGGCAAGGGAAGUAUUUCACUUGAUGAAACGAAAUAAUUGCAAGCCAAACGUGGUUAGUUACAAUGCACUAAUUGAUGCGUAUGGAUCCAAUGGUUUUCCAGCCAAAGCUAUUGAUGUACUCCGUGAGAUGGAGCAAAAUGGGGUCCACCCAAACAUUGUCUCUAUUUGUACCCUCUUGGCUGCCUGUGGGCGUGUUGGUCAAAAGGUCAAGAUUGAUUCUAUACUUUCAGCGGCUGAGUUGCGAGGCAUUGCGUUGAACACAAUUGCUUAUAACUCUGCUAUUGGAAGUUAUAUGAAUGUCGGGGACUAUGAGAAAGCUAUAGAAUUAUAUAGAUCUAUGAGGAAAAAGAAAGUUAAACCUGAUUCCGUUACUUACACUGUGCUAAUAAGUGGUGGUUGUAAGAUGUCCAAAUAUAUUGAAGCUCUUGGAUUUCUUGACGAGAUGAUGGGUUUGAAAAUCCCUUGGUCCAAGGAGGUGUACUCAUCUGUGAUAUAUGCCUAUGGUAAACUGGGUCGAUUCACAGAAGCAGAAUCUAUCUUCACGACAAUGAAGGUGGCAGGUUGUUCUCCUGAUGUCGUGACGUAUACCACAAUGAUACAUACAUACACUGCUGUAGGGGAUUGGGAAAAAGCGGCUGCACUACUCGAAGAAAUGGGAAUGAAUAAUGUCCAACCAGAUACCAUUGCUUUUUCGGCUAUGCUGCGAGCUUUCAAUACUGGGUGCCAACCAGCCAAAGUAAUGUCUCUUGCGGGGGUUAUGAGAGAGAAAAACAUCCCCUUCAGUGAUGCUAUCUUCUUGGAAAUGUUAUCAGCGUGUAGCAUACUGCGAGAUUGGAGCACGACAACUAAACUGGUCAAAAUGAUGGAACCUUCAUUCCCUGUUAUUUCAGUAGGAGUUCUUAAUCAGCUUCUGCUUUUUAUUGGGAAAUCUGGGAAGAUUGAGACCAUGAUGAUGAUUUUCUUAAAAAUAGUGGCAACCGGUGGAGAAAUCAGUGUCUCCACUUAUUCGAUUGUUUUGAAGAAUCUUUUGGCUGCUGGAAAUUGGAGGAAAUAUAUCGAGGUAUUGGGAUGGAUGGAGGAUGCGGGAAUUCAACCGUCAUUUGAAAUGUAUCGCAGGAUAUUGCACUUUGCACAAAAUAGUGGUGGGGCUGAAUAUGCUGCUGUCAUACAAGAAAGAGUCCGUAAACUAUCCUUUUGUAAAUUUUGAACUGUGUGGUGUAUGUGAAUUUUGUGUACAUAUGAUUCAUUUGAAGUAGCCACCGCAAAACAAAGUUGGUAGUAUCAUUUUUUGUUAUGCAGGAUCUUAGCUACUUAAGUAUGUAUUUUGUUAUGCGGGAUCUUAGUUUCAUUUUUUUCUUUUUUUACAAUCAAAUGCGGGAAGUUGUUCAAAAAGAAAAAGUCUUUAGUGCUAGUGCUUUGGCGUGGUAUGUACGCAGAAAUUUGGUAUAUUAUACUCCUAUUUGGCAA